Molecule: messenger RNA, 426 nt
Organism: Exophiala bonariae
Lineage: Eukaryota; Fungi; Ascomycota; Eurotiomycetes; Chaetothyriales; Herpotrichiellaceae
Exons: 3
Coding region: 1-426 (141 amino acids)
Source: RefSeq, a predicted model, not a curated record
AUGGCCGAGGGCGGAAAACCAAUCAUGUAUGGUCGCGGUGGUGCCGGCAAUGUGACGACCAAAGACAAAGUCGGCAGUCCCAAGACCGAGACCACUCCCACCCUAAAAUCGAAGAUCUACACCACAGGACGGGGUGGAACAGGAAACAUGGCCCGCAACGAUCCUCAAAACCCCGAGGAAGCUCGCCGAGCACAAGAUGUCGACGUCCCGGGAUUGACACUGCCUGAACACUCUCACCAUACCGGCAGAGGAGGCGCCGCCAACACAUAUACGCCGAGCGAACUGGAGCAACGCGAAGCAAGGGCAAACAACGAGAAGGUGCGCUCCGAAUCCUUCCGCCGCAGCGGCUCCAAGGAACGACACGGCAUCCGAGCUCUCGCAGAUAAAGCCAAGGACGCAGUGUCGGGAAAGCAUGCUGAGAAGUAG